AUCUGUACAUUUAUAAAGUUGAGUCGCCCUAAAGAAAAAACAGAGAGGAAUGUAAGACAGAGGAGUCUCUUGUUUAUGGAAGAUCAAAGUGGAGAAGGCGAAGGGGAAGAACAAGAACAUCGUUUACUCUCAUACUAACAACACCAUAAUCCAUAUUAUCGUUAAUAAAUCAUAAUUAACUAUGGGUAAGGGCCCUUUCUCCUUUCGCCGCUCUGCUUCCCGUCGCCGAACUAAGAAGACCGCCGGACCUUCGCCGCCGUCUCCGCCUCAGCCUCCGUAUGCGGCCGGAAUCGCCGCCUCGCCGGACGAGAAUGCCAACAAUCGCUUGAUUGCCAGCAGCGGUGGCGGUGGCGGUGGCGCGUUGACGAAGGCGAAGAAGAAGACCGGCGGUGCACGGUUGUGGAUGAGGUUUGACCGGUUGGGUCGGUCGGAACUCGUGGAGUGGGAGAAGAACGCAAUAGUCCGCCACGCCGCGAUUCCCACCAGAGACUUGAGGAUUUUGGGCCCUGUCUUCUCUCACUCUUCCAAUAUUCUUGCGAGAGAGAAAGCGAUGGUGGUUAAUUUGGAGUUUAUAAAGGCUAUAGUAACCGCUGAAGAAGUCCUAUUGCUUGAUCCUCUUCGCCAAGAGGUUCUUCCGUUUGUUGAGCAACUUAGGCUACAGCUUCCGCAUAAAAGUCAACCUAAACUUCUUGGCCCUGCCGAGGAACAAGAAAGUGAAAUGCAGGUAUCGAAUGGCAGACAGUGGUUGCCUGUGCCGGAAUCUGCCGAAGGUUUGCAUUCUGAGCUUCCGUUUGAAUUUCAAGUGCUGGAAAUUGCUUUGGAGGUUGUCUGUACUUAUCUGGACUCUAGUGUGGCCGACCUUGAGAGAGGUGCUUACCCUGUAUUGGAUGAACUGGCUAGGAAUGUUAGCACCAAGAAUCUUGAACACGUGCGAAGUUUGAAGAGCAAUCUUACACGUUUGCUGGCUCGCGUGCAAAAGGUACGAGAUGAAAUUGAACAUCUGUUAGAUGACAGCGAAGAUAUGGCACAGCUAUAUUUGACGAGGAAGUGGUUGCAGAAUCAGCAAUUUGAGGCUCACUUGGGUGCCACAACAUCAAAUAACUUUUCUAAUACUGCACAUACAGUUCGCCGACUUGGUUCUAACAGAAGUGGAAGUCUUGUGACCAGCAACUAUGGGGAUGAUAAUGACGUGGAGGACUUGGAGAUGUUGCUUGAUGCAUAUUUUAUGCAAUUGGAUGGAACUCGUAACAAGAUAUUAUCUGUUAGGGAGUAUAUUGAUGACACUGAAGACUAUGUCAAUAUCCAACUUGAUAACCACAGAAAUGAACUUAUUCAGCUGCAAUUGACAUUGACUAUUGCAUCAUUUGCUAUAGCCAUUGAAACGUUGAUUGCUGGUGUAUUUGGGAUGAACAUUCCUUGUACAUUAUAUAAUAAGGAUGGAAUAUUUUGGCCCUUCGUUUGGAUUACUACUGCAGGUUGCGUAUUGCUUUUCCUGCUUGUUUUAGCAUAUGCAAAAUGGAAAAAGUUAUUGGGAUCAUAAGCCAUACUUGGUCAUCAGCUAUUGUGUUGUGACAAUAGGCAAUAUAAAUUUCCACUGUCGGUUAUCUGAAGAACGGAUUCAAACGAGUCCCAGAAAUGACUUAUGAAGAGUCUAUCUCAAUUACUCCCAAUAUUAUUAGCUGAUGUCUAGGAUAUCCCAACAUUCCUUUUAACGUAAUGUACUUUUUAGCUGAUACUAUUCAAAGCAAUUUUCAUUUAGCAACUUUAUGGCGUCGUGUGCGUGUGUUGACUCGAUCAGCUUAUAUGAGCAUGGCGAUUGAAUAA
Molecule: messenger RNA, 1824 nt
Organism: Abrus precatorius (Indian licorice)
Lineage: Eukaryota; Viridiplantae; Streptophyta; Magnoliopsida; Fabales; Fabaceae
Product: magnesium transporter MRS2-4
Exons: 4
Coding region: 182-1540 (452 amino acids)
Biological process (GO): transmembrane transport; magnesium ion transport
Cellular component (GO): membrane
Molecular function (GO): magnesium ion transmembrane transporter activity
Source: RefSeq, a predicted model, not a curated record